UAAUUUUAAGAUGUAAUUUAUUAUAAAAUCACCCUGUAUUAUGCUCUUACCAUUCCCUAAUCUCUAUCGAGUGUCGUAUUAGGUUGUUCAUGUACUUAAGGAGAACGUAAAGUCAAUACAGAGAAUGUACAUGGUAGGAUAUACGUUUAAAUGAACUCCUUAUACACAAACCGAGCACUCCUUAUACACAUUUAACAACCUGGAAGAACAAACUUCCAGUUCAGCCAAACAAGAGCUUGCUGGAGCACCUCAAAAUCUGUCGACCCACUCAAAGGAAGCCCCGCUGCAGCUACCAUGCCCCACAGUGAUCCCUCAGAAGAAAUCCAGCCGCUGAUUUGCCUGUUGACGAAAAAUAGCAUAGUUGAGUUUAAUAUGUGGGAGAAGAGGUCUAUUCCACCAGAAUUCUUGGUCUGCUUACACUAAAAAGAGUGGGAGUAGCCCUACUGCUUUCCACUGUUUGUUUCCUUUAAGACUCUGAUUUGCAGAGCUCCAAGUAAGAAUAAACUUACGGAUCCCAUUGACAAUCGACUCAGUGCUAAGAACUACAUAAUUCAAAAUUACAUCCCAGUAUGGUUUCCAGACAUGCCAAGUAAUAACACUUGGAAUAAUAGCCUUAUAAACACCAUCCAUGCUUUUACUUGAUGCACCUAACCUCCAUUUCAUGUUUUGUUGUUUAAUACUGACUGCUGGUCUCUCUCCCUCUAAUAGGAGACGUGAGAAAUGCUUCCAGAUUGAAUCCUGGGAUGUAGAAGCGUUCUUGCAGAACGGACACAUUGACGGGAAAGAAGCUGAAAAUGAAGCCAACUGCUCUGGGAAAGGAAGACAAUUAUUUCAUAAUUUUCACAUGAAAAUCUUUAUAUUUGGCGCCUGCUUUGAGUGCCAAACAUUUGCAGUAGACAGAAUAUUUUCCCUCAAUGGAUACAAAGCUAAAUAAGCUUAUUUGGAUGUAAAAAAAACCUUGUUCAGUGUUUCCAAAUGAUAAUGUUGGGACUCCGGUCAACCAUAUGUUCAGCUACCUCAUUAAAUUUUGACUUUCUGAUCCUUAACCUUGGUCGCUUCCUUGAAUUGAAACCUGAAAGGGUGUGAUGCCGGUCUCCAUUUUCCAUUAAUCGCCUUAACAGUGAUAUUUAACAUUGCAUACAGACCACCUUCCAACUGGCCUUCAAAUAGUUGGAUUUCUGCAUGGGAUAUCGAUGCUUGAAUGCGAACACCCUAUUAAAAUAUUCCAAAAUCAUUACAAUAAUUAUUUCUGUGAUAAAAGAUGUGUAUGAUAAGAGAUGCAUAAAAAAUACUCCGUAAUUGGCUUCUACCCAACUUCAU
Cuscuta epithymum is the source of this 1320-nucleotide messenger RNA. The record is from the annotation of a GenBank genome assembly. Lineage: Eukaryota; Viridiplantae; Streptophyta; Magnoliopsida; Solanales; Convolvulaceae.